This is a messenger RNA of Venustampulla echinocandica, 798 nucleotides long. RefSeq lists its product as uncharacterized. The coding region runs from base 1 to 798 and encodes 265 amino acids. The transcript has 2 exons. Gene Ontology annotation, molecular function: glutathione disulfide oxidoreductase activity. Lineage: Eukaryota; Fungi; Ascomycota; Leotiomycetes; Helotiales; Pleuroascaceae. Gene Ontology annotation, cellular component: fungal-type vacuole; cis-Golgi network; cytoplasm. The record is from RefSeq and is a predicted model, not a curated record. Gene Ontology annotation, biological process: cellular response to oxidative stress.
AUGCCGUCAGCGCGCCGAGUCAAAGUCUUCGGACUCCUCAUUUUCAUCUUUGUCAUCACAGUGCUCUUCUACACCUCAUCGCUGCGUCAGCAGCGGUCGCAGGACCCGCGCACCCUCGGCGACUUCUACGCCAAAACCGUCCAUGGCUUGGAUAAGAACAAGAAUCAUGGCACAGGCAAAACAGCAGGGACGGGAGCGUCUGGCGAUAAGGAGGUAGCGGCGGCGAUGGCGGCGAGGUUAAAGGAUGCUGCGAAAGUAGCCAAGGAUAACGCGAAUGCGAAGGCGCCCAAACCUGAUGCGCCCUCCGAGGUUGUGGGCGUGGGGAAUGCCGCUGGAGAUGGGAGGAGUGUUGCUGGGAGGAAGAAGUUCCCUCCUGGAAGUGCGGAGGCCCAGGAGCCGGUCAGGGAGGAGACGUUGGAGGAGCAUGAGGUGGAGGAGGUGCUUAAUACUAUCUUGAAGAAAUCACCGAUCAUCAUAUUCUCCAAAUCCUACUGCCCGUUUUCUCGAAAGGCCAAAACCAUCCUGCUAGAACAAUACUCCAUCGAUCCCGCGCCGUACGUGGUAGAGCUCGAUCAGCACAAGCUAGGGCCGCAACUACAAGCCAAGCUCGCAGAGCUCACCGGCCGCAAGACCGUCCCGAAUGUGCUCAUAAACGGCGUCAGUAUUGGAGGCGGAGAUGAUAUUGCCGAGCUCGAUGAAAACAAGAAAUUGAUUUCGAAAAUUAAGGAUCUGGGUGCUAAGAAGGUUAUUAAUAUCAAAGCGCGACCUGAUGGGUACGAUUCGUCCAAGAGUUUAUAA